This is a messenger RNA of Phycomyces blakesleeanus NRRL 1555(-), 1065 nucleotides long. It is a transcript of the gene COX15, whose product is annotated as protein required for the hydroxylation of heme O to form heme A, COX15. Gene Ontology annotation, biological process: heme A biosynthetic process. Gene Ontology annotation, cellular component: mitochondrial inner membrane. The record is from RefSeq and is a predicted model, not a curated record. Gene Ontology annotation, molecular function: oxidoreductase activity, acting on NAD(P)H, heme protein as acceptor. The transcript is spliced from 4 exons. Lineage: Eukaryota; Fungi; Mucoromycota; Mucoromycetes; Mucorales; Phycomycetaceae. The annotation marks the transcript as partial.
GUCACACGCCCUGUGGUGGCAUAUUGGCUGUACUUCAAUGCCGGUCUUAUCUAUGCUAUUGUGGUGGUGGGAGGUCUGACACGCUUAACAGAAAGUGGAUUGUCAAUUACAGAGUGGAAUGUUAUUUCGGGUAUGAAGCCCCCUCGUUCUGAUCAGGAGUGGGUGGAUGAAUUUAACAAAUACAAACAAUACCCCGAGUAUAAAAUUUUGAACCGCCACAUGACAUUGGAAGAGUUCAAGAAGAUCUUUUACUGGGAAUGGUCUCAUCGUAUGAUUGGCCGCUUCAUUGGCGCCUCCUUUAUUCUUCCUGGUCUCUUCUUUGCCUCACGGGGCUAUAUGAACAAGCGUGUUAUGAAACAAACAUUCGGUAUCUCGUGUUUGUUAGGAUUCCAGGGAUUUAUGGGAUGGUACAUGGUUCAAUCCGGUCUGUCCCAGGCAUUACUUGAGAAACCUGGAGCUGUUCCUCGUGUGAGCCAAUACCGCUUGACUGCUCACUUGGCUACCGCAAUCCUGAUCUAUGGCACAACAAUCUUUUCUGCUGCCGAUAUUCUCAGACGCCACAAGCUGGCCACUGGAACUUUCUCUCAAAAGGCUGCCGACUUACUUAAUAGCCCUCUCUUGAAGCGGUUCCGUAUCAUGUCUCACUCGCUUGGAAGCUUGAUCUUGAUUACUGUCAUGUCGGGAGGAUUGGUAGCAGGUCUGGAUGCAGGUUUGAUUUAUAAUGAAUUCCCUUACAUGGGUAACGGUAUCGUUCCUCCUACUUCUGAGCUCUGGUCAGAUGAUUACGUUAAGCCAGAAGACAAUGGCAAAUGGCGUAACUUGCUCGAGAACCCUACCACAGUUCAAUUCGAUCAUCGUACUUUGGCUGAGACAACUGCUGUUGCUGCCACGGCUCUGUGGUGCUACUCUCGUCGCCUUCCCUUGCCAAAGAAUGCUCGUCUGGCUGUCAAUACCAUGAUGGGCGCUAUUGUUGUCCAGGUUACUCUCGGUAUUUCUACCCUGAUCUACAUGGUUCCAAUUGAACUCGCUGCUGCUCAUCAGGCAGGUGCUAUGGCUCUGUUGACC